Molecule: messenger RNA, 3582 nt
Organism: Pseudomyrmex gracilis
Lineage: Eukaryota; Metazoa; Arthropoda; Insecta; Hymenoptera; Formicidae
Product: DDB1- and CUL4-associated factor 8
Exons: 12
Coding region: 484-2796 (770 amino acids)
Cellular component (GO): Cul4-RING E3 ubiquitin ligase complex; cytoplasm
Molecular function (GO): protein binding
Source: RefSeq, a predicted model, not a curated record
GAGCUAUAGAUUUUUUAAUAAAACGGCAGUGAAUAUCGGGACGCAGUUAAAAAAUUCACUGCUAAUACUGAAAAUCUAUAAUAUGGGUGAACGAUAGAUUUUCAGUAGUGAAUUUUUAAAUACGCCUGGGUAUAUGCACGUUUAUUCCCUUCUUAUCUUUCUUCCAUCAGCAGCCCAGAGCAGCCAAAAGGGAGAGAGAGGUUGCUGAGGUUGCGCGUUUCUGUGUGUACGUAAAUAUAUAUUGUCAUUAUUUAAAGCUGCGUUUACACAUACAAGUACGAACAGCAUAAACGUGAACGGAACUGAACUAAAUACAGCCGUCAAGCAUCGUCAAGUUUCGGUGGAGUAAAAAUUUCGAGAUAAGGAUUAAAGAAUACAUUAUGGUUAAUAGUGCAGAUUGCACCUUUUUUAAGAAAUGAUUUCCAAUAUUGUAGAAAAGUAAAGAUAAAACUUUAUUUGAUACUAUAGAUAUAUAUUAAAAUUAUGGAUUCUAAAGAUAAAACGCAAGAUAUUAGUGAUAUUUCUGAAGUGAUACUUCCUACCAGAAGUGAAGAUGAAGAGUCUAAACAGAUUCAAUCAAGUACCUUGCAAACUGCAAGUAUCUCAGAAAAUGCCAACAAUUCUGUCAUCUUAAAAGAUCCUAGUCAUACAAUAGAAUUUGAUUGUAAUCACACUUGCAAAACUGUACAAAGUACACAGGUUCAAGAGCCUAUGGAACUUUCUACAGAAGACGACAUUGAAAUGGUGAUUGAUAAGUGUGACAAGACUGAAGAAACGUCAAAAGGACUUUUCUGUGCUCUUGCUAAUUCAGUUAAUACAUCAGAAGCAACUACUUCACAUAGUAGUUCAUCUUCUAAUGCUAGUGAAUCAAAUGCAUCAUGUCAUACAGAUCAGAAUAAAACUAAACGAAGUAUAUCAAAAGAUCAAGUUCAUUCAGAUAAAAGUGGAUCGACUGAAAGAUCAGAUGACAGUUCAGAUGAAGAUUCAAGUAAACGUCAGAAAUUGAACAAGAGUUUAAAUGACAGUGGUGGAAGCAUGAGUGAUGACACAGUAACAUUUCAAAAAACCAAAUCAAAAGUAAAACAACGAAAUUAUCGUAAGAGGCGAAACAUUACAAGUGAUAAUGAAGAUAGUUCUUGGAAUGUGUUGUAUAAUGAGACAGCAAGAGAAGCUUCCAUACUUGACACAGAUGAAGGAAAUGUUGCAUCUUGCAGUACCAGAAAUGAAUCCGCUAAUGAACCAUUAGACGAAACUACAAGAGCUCGCAGAGAAGAAUCUGAAACAUCUAACGAUGGUUCUGAUCGAUACAAAGAUGAGAGAGACGAUUCAAUUGAUUGGGGAACAGCUAACGACGAGGACUGGGAUGAAGAAGAAGAGGAGAACGAUGAUUUAGCUGAUGAAGUACCAAAUUGCCUAAAAAUAAAGAAACCGCAUCCUAAUUGGUGCAUAGUGCCAGAAGUUUUAAAUCGCCAAAUAGGUAGCAAUCCAUUGUUUCAUCGAAGAUUUUACGGAUCUUUACAUGCAGUAGAACGUCUCAAACUUAUGUAUCAUCUUAAUGAACAUCAGGGUUGCGUAAAUGCCUUGAAUUUCAAUCAAAAAGGAAAUUUACUAGCGAGUGCCUCUGAUGACUUAACAGUUGUUAUUUGGGACUGGGCAAGAGGAAAGAAGCAACAUUGGUUUAUGAGUGGACAUACAAGUAAUAUGUUUCAAGCUAAAUGGUUGCCGUUAGAUGUAGAGUAUCUCAUGGUGACUUGUGCUCGAGAUGGUCAAGUACGUUUAUUAGAUAUCAAACAUAACACUUCGAAGAAACUGGCGGCACAUCGUGGACCGUCGCAUAAAUUGGCUGUGCAUCAUGAAACACCUCAUGUAGUCCUCUCUGCUGGGGAAGAUGCAAGAGUAUUCUCCAUAGAUAUUCGAGAGAGCAAGCCAAACAAGUUGUUAGUAGUAAAAGAGGGCUCAUCAGAAGUGCAAUUAUACAGUAUACAUUCGAAUCCCUUUAAUAGUCAUGAAUUUUGCGUCGGCGGCCGUUGCCAUCACGUGAGAGUGUACGACCGGCGAAAAGUUUCGACGCCGCUUCACAAAUUAUAUCCCGAUCAUCUGAAGGGAAACAAACAUGCUCAUGUAACAUGCGCUGUAUAUAAUUACAACGGGACUGAAAUUCUCGCAUCGUAUAAUGACGAAGAUAUAUAUCUAUUUGAUAGACUGUCUACAACACCUGUAAAUUAUGCUCACAGAUACGAAGGCCAUAGAAAUAGCGCAACUGUAAAGGGUGUUAAUUUCUUUGGACCCAAAAGCGAAUAUGUUAUCUCUGGAUCCGAUUGUGGUAAUAUAUUUAUUUGGGACAAAAAUACAGAAGCUGUUGUGCAAUGGAUGGCAGGAGAUAAACAAGGAGUUGUAAAUUGUUUGGAAGGACACCCACACAUUCCCAUCUUGGCUACAAGUGGAUUAGAUUAUGAUGUUAAAAUAUGGAUACCGUCAUGUGCGGAACCUCCAACGAUGAAGUCAUUUGCAAACUGCGUCAAAUCUAACGUAAGAAACAGGAAGCAAGAAUAUGCGCAAGUAUAUGAUUGCUCUGAUGGUCAAUUGUUCUGGAUUUUACUGCGACAUAUUCGUCAUAGAGAAAGAGUACGAAAUUUUUACUCACGUUAUGGUCUCGAAGAACUGAAUCAAGAUGAGGAUGGCGACGAAGACGAAGAUUAUCAUGAUGACGACUCCUCCAAUGAGAAUUCGUCUGACAACAGUGACAGUCAAUCGGAAGGUGGCGACGUUGGACGAAUACAAUGCCCUCCAUCGUAAAAUUAGAGAUGCCACUCAACGCGAUUUGAUAUUCUUGUGAUGGGAAUUAUAUAGCGUUUUAAAUCAUUCAUUAGUCAUUUCUCCUGCAAUAAAUUUUAUCGAAUAAUUGUGUUAGCGUUACGUAGCAACAAAGUGUAUAAGAAAAAAAACAAUGUUGCAGGACAUCAAAAUGCACUUAUGUAUAUUCUAUGUGAUGCUGUAUUCUAAUAAUUAAUCUUUUUUAUCAGAUCGAAAAAUAAUUGGUAGCGUGAUAAACUAUCGUAAUGGUUUCUGGUUGUAAUCGUAAUUUUCGAAUAUACGUCGAAUAGAUAUAAAGACUGGAGUGAUUUGAUAGAAUGUAUGAUAUUAGACUAGCGGAAGAGACAACGGGAGAUUAUAGUAUUUUAUAAUAGUGUUACAACACGAUUAUAAAAAUGCAGAAAGAAGAUCUAUAAACUUGGAAAUAUUGUUUACUAUGAUUAACAUUACUCUCACAUAUAGGAUUGUUUUUUUUUUAGUUUGUAUUAAGUGUUUAAAUAUUAACCAUGUUUCUAUAAAAAUAGAUUGUGUAUCAUUAUUUUGAUAAUUUAUAUCAAUAUAUGAAAAACAUGUCACAUAUUUCAUAGGUGUGUAACGCAACUUUAACAUCAGAACACACAGUCACUUUCUCUUUGUAGGUAUUCGAGAAUACCAAUUUUAAAUAUAAAGUUUACUGUUAUACAAAUAUAUGAUGUUCUUCCAUAAAAAGAUUUUCUGAAGAGAAUGUUUUUUAGAGUUCUUUGAUGCUUUUUUUUUUGAGGAGGGAGG